This is a messenger RNA of Phycodurus eques (leafy seadragon), 2414 nucleotides long. It is a transcript of the gene qtrt1, whose product is annotated as queuine tRNA-ribosyltransferase 1. Gene Ontology annotation, molecular function: tRNA-guanosine(34) queuine transglycosylase activity. The transcript is spliced from 9 exons. Lineage: Eukaryota; Metazoa; Chordata; Actinopteri; Syngnathiformes; Syngnathidae. The record is from RefSeq and is a predicted model, not a curated record. Bases 11 to 1258 code for a protein of 415 amino acids. Gene Ontology annotation, cellular component: cytosol.
CCUCACCAACAUGGCCGCCACUAGUGCUCGUGUGGAAACACCGCCGAGCACGAACAUGUCUUUUAAGAAAGCGCUCGCCGUCGCGUCUCCCCUCACUUUACACAUCAUCGCGGAGUGUCCGGUGACAAAAGCGAGGGCGUGCGACCUGAAGCUGCCGCACUGUACCGUCAGCACGCCGGUUUUCAUGCCGGUCGGCACCCAGGGGACCAUGAAGGGAAUCACCGCCGAUCAACUGGACGCGCUGGGAUGUCAGAUAUGUCUCGGGAACACGUACCACCUGGGGAUGAGGCCGGGGCCCGAUUUGAUCGAAAAGGCCAACGGUUUGCAUGGAUUCAUGAACUGGAAAAGGAAUCUGUUGACGGACAGCGGAGGCUUCCAGAUGGUGUCUCUCGUCGAACUCUCGGAGGUAACAGAGGAAGGGGUCACGUUCAAGUCCCCCUACGACGGCGAAACCAUCCUGCUCAGUCCGGAAAAGUCCAUCGCCAUACAGAAUAGUCUCGGGUCGGACAUCGUGAUGCAGCUGGACGACGUGGUGAGCAGCACGGUGACGGGGCCGCGCGUGGAGGAGGCCACGCACCGAUCCAUUCGCUGGCUGGAUCGCUGCAUCGCCGCCAACAAGAACCCGCACAAACAGAACCUUUUCGCCAUCAUCCAAGGCGGACUGAACGCCGGGCUGCGCAAAACCUGUUUGGACGAAAUGACUAAACGUCCCGUUCCUGGCUUUGCCAUCGGGGGCCUGAGCGGAGGGGAAGAGAAGGAUGACUUCUGGCGGAUGGUGACGCUCAGCACUGACCACCUGCCUCGAGAAAAACCUCGCUACCUCAUGGGCGUGGGAUACGCCGUGGACCUGGUUGUGUGCGUCGCUUUGGGCUGCGACAUGUUCGACUGCGUCUUUCCCACCCGGACGGCGAGAUUCGGCUCGGCGCUGGUGCCCUGGGGAUCCCUGCAGGUGAAACAGAAGCAGUAUGCCAAGGACUUUCAGCCCAUAGACCCUGACUGCCAGUGUCCAACCUGCAAAAGACACAGCCGGGCGUACCUGCACGCUCUGUUUAAGAGCGACACCGCAGCCAUGCAUCACGUUACCGUCCACAACAUCGCCUACCAGCUCAACCUGAUGCGCUCCGUGCGACACAGCAUCGUGGAAGGCCGCUUCCCGGACUUUAUACGCGCCUUCAUGCGCCGAAUGUUCCCCUCCCGCGACCAGUACCCCGGCUGGGCUGUGGAUGCUCUCGCCUCCGUCAACAUCACUUUGGAGUAACGCCACAGACAAUCCUUUUUUUUUUUAUACUAUACAUAUAUGUGCAGCAGAGCGACAUAUUUCCUAUCUGUGCAGCACAGCGACAUAUUUCCUAUCUUUUUUUAAAAGGAUGAUUAUCGUUUUUUUGUUUUUUUGUUUUUUUAUUCGUUGUUUACAUUUGCAUUACCCUGUUUUGUGGGUGCGUGGGCGUUUGGGGAGAAAAGUGCAGCUUUAGUUGAACAUGAUGGAGCCUUUAUUAUGUGGCACGGCGACAACUUGCAGCCUGGGCAAAUUGUCCUCGGAGUAGACAUUAUGGUAAUGUGCCACUGGAUGAGGUUUAAAUGAGGAUCAGAAAGAAAAAAAGAACACACACAUGCACACAAACUGUCUCGAGGGAUGCGCUUGAAUUUUUGUGCUGUCGCCAUGGUUACGUGGCGAGGCCCACCCACUUGAAAGGAGAAAUGUUUUUCGCCUCGCCUGUCAUGCUCUCUGCACGGAUGAGCGUGUUUAAAGAAGGCGUGUCGUUCACCGCCGGCACGGAUAUGGUGAGCGCGUGCAUUUCGGCGUUCUGCUGUCCAUUGAUUGCAACAAGACGAGCGGAGUGUGUGCUCGUCUUUACGGCCAGCAGAGGGCAAAAUCUCAACAUAAACUGGUCAUGUAUACACGACCAAACAUUGGCAUCAAUAGCAAUUGGUCAUAGGUGAUAGAAACUGUGCACUUGCAGAUGAUUAACACAUUCACUGCCAUUGACGGCUUUAGAAGUCAAAUAUCCAUGUUAACUAGGAAGGCUGACAGUGAAUGAGUUAAUCGUGACUUUUAAACUACAGCUGUUGCCUUUGUCCUCUUUCACAUCACAUUUGCUUUGCAGUGUGUGAAUGAGCACGUGCUCCUCACACAUACUGAUUUUUAACAUCUUAAAGCUAUAAACUGCGAUUUGUGGCGCCCCCUAACGCUGGAGUUCAGCAUUACAACAAAUCCUUCAUGGCUACGAUAUGACGUAGGCUAACCGCUUGUCUGGCCUUCUCCUCCUCCAUCCAACCUCGCAUGCUUCCACCGCCUCCUGUGUGGCUCAGUCGACCUGCACACUCUACUCUUGUCAUGGCUUUUUGUUUGUUUGUUUGUUUUGUUUUUAAAUAGAUGUUGAUUAUAGUUUUAACAGACUUUUAAAAACUGUUAA